AUGGAAUCUGUCCGACAUCGUCUAAAUCCCCGUGUACAUUCUUACCUCAUACGGGGAUGCUCAUUAGCCUUGCAAGUGUGGCUUUAUGAGUGUUGCUCGACCGUCAGCACGGAGCUUGCUAUGAGGUGUUCUGACUCAAUACCUCGCAUUUUAAGAUGGUCAGCUAAUAAGGGCCAGAUUCGGUUAACUGCAUUUGAAGAGAAGAUGAUCAAGCCUGAGUGGGUUAAGUUCACAAGCAUGCAUGAAUCUGAAGAAGAGAUUGGAGUGUUUACUCUGCCAGACAAGAUUCAGUAUGAAGAUGAACAUGGUGCUCAAUCAUCACAGGUUCCAAUUGCUGGUUCUCCAACAUUUGAACCCAAGCAUACAGAUGGUCAAAAGGACACUGAAUCUGUGCUAGCAAGCUCAGGAAGCUGGAAAAGGGGAUUGAGAAGGAAGGCUGUAUUUGAGGAACUCUCAAGCCUUCGAGAGUUCAUAGAUGAUUCCGUGAAGAGUGUUAUGAAAUUCAAAUCAGGUGGUGAUCAAGUGCAUGCAAGCACAAGCAAUACAGCUACAGUUUCUCCACAACAUGUUGAUGGAAAAUUAGAUGAUUCUAGGAAGGCUGUAUUUGAGGAACUCUCAAGCCUUCGAGAGUUCAUAGAUGAUUCCGUGAAGAGUGUUAUGAAAUUCAAAUCAGGUGGUGAUCAAGUGCAUGCAAGCACAAGCAAUACAGUUGCAGUUUCUCCAAAACAUGUUCAAGCACAUGUUGACUUAUAUCCUGAUUUUCAAGGAGCAGCUGGGGCAGAUAAAGCAGCUGAAGUUUCAACAGAACAUUUGCAAGCACAUGUUGAGGAAGAACCAGAAUUUGAAGAAGUAGCUGAGGUACAACAAGCAGAAGCUGAAGUUUCUCCUGAAAGUGUGCCAGCACUUGUUGAGGAAGAACCAGAAUUUCAGGAAGGAGCUGAGGUAGAAAAAGCAGAUAUUGAAGAUAACAUUGCACAGUCCCCAAUUCACGGUGUGACUGUAGCAGCUCGGACAGAACAAAUGAUUGAGAAUCCGGUAAAUGAAAGUGAAGAUGGAGAACAUGUGAAUGAAGUUGUUCCUGAAGUUUCAGGCAUUGACAAGAAGGGUGUGACAUUGGAUGACUUUGAGUUGCCAGACAACUUAACACAAUUGGUUAUGUGUGGCGAGCCCAUACCGGAUGAAGCAACCCCUAUUCAUCCGAUAAGAACCAGGCAACCGUGGAAACAUGCACGAUCACCUUUCACACCUCUAUAUAGUUCUGGAGGCAGCAGCUCUGUUGGACGUAAAUUUUUCUACCUCAAGCACCCCUUCACAACUGUUAUAGGUGAAAAUGUAGAUGCUGAUUUGAUAGACAGGUUCACCACCUGGUUAUACCAUCGUAGUGACAAAGUAUCUAAGAGGAGGAAGGAAUACUUUUCCAAAAAGGAUAACCAAAUCAAGCCUUGGUUAGACCUUGGUUGUGAAAAUGUGGAUAAGAAGGACUGGUUUUAUUCCCUUGCUCACCCAGGACAAGUCAUCAAUAACACG
Nicotiana attenuata is the source of this 1527-nucleotide messenger RNA. RefSeq lists its product as uncharacterized. The annotation marks the transcript as partial. The transcript is spliced from 10 exons. Lineage: Eukaryota; Viridiplantae; Streptophyta; Magnoliopsida; Solanales; Solanaceae. The record is from RefSeq and is a predicted model, not a curated record.